This is a messenger RNA of Glycine soja, 959 nucleotides long. RefSeq lists its product as uncharacterized. NCBI's taxonomy places the organism in Eukaryota, Viridiplantae, Streptophyta, Magnoliopsida, Fabales, Fabaceae. The record is from RefSeq and is a predicted model, not a curated record. Gene Ontology annotation, molecular function: mRNA binding; protein binding. Bases 138 to 806 code for a protein of 222 amino acids. The transcript has 5 exons.
AUUCCCUUUAGUCACACCAAGAUCAACUUUUCAGUUGAGAGGUUUAUCCUUGAUUACUAAGAGCACCAAGCCAACCCAUAUGAGCAAAAACACCAAGUAGUGUUUUCACUCACACUGUUUAACAAAUUCUUGCUCCAAUGGAGAGCAUAUUUUUUCAGUCUCUCUCCCUUGCAAAGAUUCCAAAGUCUCAAACUUCACCUCUGCUGAAUUCACCACUCUUGUUUCACUCCAAUGCAACCUCAGUUGCUUUCAGUUCGGUACCCUAUCAUCACCACCAUUUGCUCAAGUGCUUUCUGUUUAGAUCCAAAGCAAACGAAAAGCAGAACCUGGUGGGAGUUUUACGUGCCUCUGAGGCUGCAACAACCCCAACAACCAAUGAUGCAGAAAGAUGGCUUCUUGAACCAGUUGGAGAUGGUGAUACAAGGCAUAUAGGCUUCAAGGUUGAGAUGCCUGGUCCAUAUGAAAUUGCUUCUAGUGAGGUGACUGUUGGACGCGUACCUGAUAAAGCUGAUCUAGUAAUUCCAGUUGCAACAGUGUCUGGUGUGCAUGCACGCAUUCAGAAGAAACAAGGGAAUCUUCUUGUCACAGAUUUGGAUAGCACUAAUGGGACAUUCAUCAAUGACAAGCGGCUAAGACCUGGCGUUGUUGCCACCAUAUCACCUGGGAGUUGUAUUACAUUUGGAGACACCCAUUUAGCUAUGUUCCGGGUAUCAAAGGUCGAAGACGUGAAGCCUGCUGACACAGUUGGAGAAACUGAAAUUGAACUAGACACCGACAACAAAAGUGAUGAUACCGAAACAAGUUGAACAUCUAGCUGUAGUGUGCAUGUUAUGCUUUGUAUAGUUAAAAUAAACAAAUGAAAAUUUUGGCUUUGAUUAAGUAAAACAAUUAAUGUAUAAUUUAACCUUUGAUUUGCGGUGCAAUGUUGAGGUAAGCAUGCUUGAUAUUCUAUCUGUUAA